Molecule: messenger RNA, 1663 nt
Organism: Trematomus bernacchii (emerald rockcod)
Lineage: Eukaryota; Metazoa; Chordata; Actinopteri; Perciformes; Nototheniidae
Product: protein delta homolog 2-like
Molecular function (GO): calcium ion binding; Notch binding
Source: RefSeq, a predicted model, not a curated record
GAAGUGAGUGCAGCUGUUCCUCCAACAGUGGCUGUGAUGAGUCCGGAGUGUGCAGGUGUGACCCCGGGUGGGGGGGCCCUCUCUGUGCUGUCUGUCUGCUGAAGCCUGGCUGUCUCCAUGGUUCCUGUCAGCAGCCCUGGCAGUGCCGCUGUGACCCGGGCUGGGGGGGGCGCUUCUGUGACAAAGACCUGCAGGUGUGCUCUCAGCGCCCCCCCUGUCUGAACGGAGCUUCCUGUGUGAUGGAGGACAGCGGGGAUUAUUCCUGCGUCUGUCCUGAAGGAUUCCACGGGAGAGACUGUGAGCUGAAGACUGGACCCUGUCAGCAGAGCAGGUCUCCGUGCAGGAACGGGGGUCUCUGUGAGGACGAUGACGGGUUCUCCUUGGUUCUGCGCUGCAGCUGCCUGGCUGGUUUCUCGGGGCCUCGCUGUGAGACGGACCUGGACGACUGCCUGAUGGACCCAUGUGCUAACGGCGCCUCCUGCCUGGACGGCGUGAACCGGUUCUCCUGCGUCUGCCCGCCGGGCUUCAGCGGGAGGUUCUGCACAGAGAACCAGGAUGACUGCGCCCGGCGGCCCUGCCUCCACGAGGGCCGCUGCUUGGACCGAGCAGACGGGUUCCUGUGCCUCUGCAGGCCAGGGUUCAGCGGGGACACCUGCCAGACCGUGAUCAGGGACCAGAGGAACCACAGGAACUACAGUCAUUCAGACCAGAGGAACCACAGGAACCAGAGUCAUACCGACCACAGGAACCAAAGUCCUGACGACGAGGUGUUCAGGGUGACGGUCAGUGAACGCAGCGCCCCCCCCUCCCUCUCGAGAGUCCAGCUGAGCGUCCUGAUGGUGCUGGGGGGGGGGAGCCUGGCCGCCGUGAUGCUGACCGCCGGCCUCCUGCUGCAGGGUUACUGCAGGGGGGGGGGGACAGCAGGGGGGUGGACAGCAGGGGGGGGGGGGGACGGCAGGGGGAACAGCCGGGGGAAUAACAGGGGGGGGGAGGCGGAGGUUCAGAUCAGCUUCCUGAACGUAGCAGAACCAGAGAAGAAGAAACUGAACACUGAGGUCAUUUAGAGCUGGGAGGUUAAAGGACUGUCUUUAAAAACCCCUCAAUGCUAUAUAUCAGCACCUAUUCAGAGCAACACAUAACCCCAUCAGGUUGGGGGGGUUCUGAUCACAAGACCAACAACCAUGGAUACAUAUCUAAAGGACUCUGAACCGGGUCCUGGACAGACCUCUGACCCAGAAGAUGAUCCUGGUGUGAGUGGGUGUUAGAGAGAGGAGGAAACAGAGAGGGGGGGUCUCUGUGAUGCUAGUGUCCCAACGACCUUGAACUCAUCUCCAGUUCUGUACCAGGAUCAACAAAGGCUGAAAACACUCCCAUGAUGCACCUGGUGUUGAUAUUAUGGGCUGUAUUCAUGUUGUGCCUCCUGUAACAGAUCACCCUCUCUUCAUCUUCAUCUCCCUGAGAACCUGGUGCCUACAUUACCCACGAUGCACCUCUCCCUCUGUAGUUCAUACAGUUCCUCCUUUAAGAGCUGCACAGAUAAAGUAAUAAACAGAUUAAAGCAUUAAUAACUAUAACUCAAUAAGCUCUCACGGCCCCUACACACGGCGGCGUGCGUUGACGCUUCAACGCUUCUGCCCAUUCACUUUGAAUGGGGUGACGUCAC